CAAGUUUGCUCAGUUUGCUUCUGCACGCCAUUUUGUAAUUUUGAGCAUGUUGACUUGUUCACGAAAAUGAUUAUCCUAACGCUAGUUCUUAAAUGUAGGAGUAUAAUUGAUUAAGUAUAGUUUAAUUAGACAAAAGAAUCAAUACAGCAAAAUGGAUAUGCCAGAAGUGAAGGCGUUCAACGCGGAGUUAUCCGGGUUGUACGACAACAAGCCUCCGAUCUCGAAGGCAAAGAUGAGUGCUAUCACACGGGGUGCUAUUAAGGCUAUAAAGUUCUACAAGCACGUCGUACAUAGUGUUGAAAAGUUCAUUCAAAAAUGCAAACCCGAGUAUAAAGUGCCUGGUUUAUACGUGAUAGAUUCGAUAGUACGGCAGUCGCGACACCAAUUCGGGCAGGAUAAGGAUGUGUUCGCGCCGCGGUUCGCUAAGAACAUGCAACAGACCUUCGCGAACCUGUUCAGAUGCCCUCCUGAAAAUAAGGGAAACAUCAUCCGAGUGCUAAACCUGUGGCAGAAGAACAAUGUGUUUGGUCCGGAAGUCAUCCAGCCGCUGAUGGAUAUGGCGGACCCCAACCAUCCGCUGCAUCAGGAGAUCCAGCAACAGCAGAACACUGCUAAUGGGAGCAGUCUAUCCCUGAAUACCAGCCACAACACCGACAAGAAGAUAUCCCCAGUGCCGGCUCCGCUGCACACUCCUCCGGAUAACUCUCCUAUGGGUGAUUCAUUCCAGGACCAACCGUCGGGCAACCAAGGCGUCAAGUUCAACCGCAAGCUCCUCUCAAACGACUUUGAGUACGAGAGUGAUGACGACGGCGGGCACGACACGCACGUCUCGCACUCGACGCACGCCACGCACGCCACGCACGCGGCGCAUGCGACACACGCCCAGCAGCAGCAGACCGCUGAGACGUUGCCGUUGGGGAGUAUACUGACAAAUCCUGAGAUAAUGCGGCAGCUGCAGAGCCUUCAGGCGCAAAUGCAACUCAUGACUGGAAUGUCUGGGAUGCAAUUACCUAAUUUAAUGCCAAUGAUGACAGAGCUACAGCAGAAUCAAAACCAACCAUUUUUGAACAAAGAACAGCAGAAACAGAAUGAGUCCAAAGAUGACAUGGUGGAAUCUGACAUCGAGUUCGUAGAAACAGGGCCGCAGGUUAUAGAAAUACCUGAUGCUAAUGACUCCAGGAGUCCGUCGCCCCGGCGCAGGCAUCGGUCUCGCUCUCGCUCCCGCGGCGGGCGGCGCCGGCGCAGUCGCUCUCGCUCCCGCUCGAGCCGCUCGCCGCGGCGGAGGCGAGACAAGGACCGCGACCGGGAACGGGACAGAGAUCGUGAAAGAGAUAGAACUAAGGAUACUAAGAGUCACAAAGAAAGGGAAGCAGACAAGGAGAAACAAAGGGAACGAGAGAAGAAAGGGUUACCACCAAUCAAGAAGGAUAAUUUAAGUGUAUGCAGCACAACACUAUGGGUGGGCCACUUAUCCAAGCUGGCCACUCAAGAGGAACUCUCGGACCUAUUUGGCGCUAUCGGCGGUGUGGUGUCUAUAGAUGUGGUCGCGCCCCGCGGCUGCGCCUUUGUGGUCAUGGAGCGACGCCGCGACGCCCACAAGGCACUCACUACGCUCAAUAAACACAAGCUGCACUCUAAAGAAAUUGCAGUGGCGUGGGCCCCCGGCAAGGGCGUGAAGGGUCGCGAGUGGAAGGACUACUGGGAGGCCGAGCUAGGCGUGUCCUACCUGCCGUGGGCCGCGCUGCACCAGCGCUGGGUGCUCGGGGCCCUGUCGCUAGACGCAUUGGAAGAUGGCGGCGCGGUAGACGAAGAAACGCUGCCGCCGUGGCUGCCUCCCAGGUUAUUUUUAUGCCCGAUAAUUAUCGUGAGGAUAAUUAUCACGCCCGGCAAGGGCGUGAAGGGUCGCGAGUGGAAGUACUGGGAGGCCGAGCUCGGCGUGUCCUACCUCCCGUGGGCCGCGCUGCACCAGCGCUGGGUGCUCGGAGCCCUAUCGCUAGACGCGUUGGAAGAUGGCGGCGCGGUAGACGAAGAAACGCUGCCGCCGUGGCUGCCUCCCAGGUUAUUUUUAUGCCCGAUAAUUAUCGUCAGGAUAAUUAUCAAGGGCGUGAAGGGUCGCGAGUGGAAGUACUGGGAGGCCGAGCUAGGCGUGUCCUACCUGCCGUGGGCCGCGCUGCACCAGCGCUGGGUGCUCGGAGCCCUAUCACUAGACGCCUUGGAAGAUGGCGGCGCGGUAGACGAAGAAACGCUGCCGCCGUGGCUGCCUCCCAGGUUAUUUUUAUGCCCGAUAAUUAUCGUCAGGAUAAUUAUCAAGGGCGUGAAGGGUCGCGAGUGGAAGUACUGGGAGGCCGAGCUAGGCGUGUCCUACCUGCCGUGGGCCGCGCUGCACCAGCGCUGGGUGCUCGGAGCCCUAUCACUAGACGCCUUGGAAGAUGGCGGCGCGGUAGACGAAGAAACGCUGCCGCCGUGGCUGCCUCCCAGGUGGAAGGACUACUGGGAGGCCGAGCUAGGCGUGUCGUACCUGCCGUGGGCCGCGCUACACCAGCGCUGGGUGCUCGGCGCCCUAUCGCUAGACGCAUUGGAAGAUGGCGGCGCGGUAGACGAAGAAACGCUGCCGCCGUGGCUGCCUCCCAGGUUAUUUUUAUGCCCGAUAAUUAUCGUCAGGAUAAUUAUCAAGGGCGUGAAGGGUCGCGAGUGGAAGGACUACUGGGAGGCCGAGCUCGGCGUGUCCUACCUGCCGUGGGCCGCGCUGCACCAGCGCUGGGUGCUCGGAGCCCUAUCACUAGACGCCUUGGAAGAUGGCGGCGCGGUAGACGAAGAAACACUGCCGCCGUGGCUGCCUCCCAGGUUAUUUUUAUGCCCGAUAAUUAUCGUCAGGAUAAUUAUCAAGGGCGUGAAGGGUCGCGAGUGGAAGGACUACUGGGAGGCCGAGCUAGGCGUGUCCUACCUGCCGUGGGCCGCGCUGCACCAGCGCUGGGUGCUCGGGGCCCUAUCACUAGACGCCUUGGAAGAUGGCGGCGCGGUAGACGAAGAAACGCUGCCGCCGUGGCUGCCUCCCAGGUUAUUUUUAUGCCCGAUAAUUAUCGUGAGGAUAAUUAUCACGCCCGGCAAGGGCGUGAAGGGUCGCGAGUGGAAGGACUACUGGGAGGCCGAGCUAGGCGUGUCCUACCUGCCGUGGGCCGCGCUGCACCAGCGCUGGGUGCUCGGGGCCCUAUCACUAGACGCAUUGGAAGAUGGCGGCGCGGUAGACGAAGAAACGCUGCCGCCGUGGCUGCCUCCCAGGAUUCUGCCCAAGACGCUAAUGGACGGAAUGGUCGGCAUGAUGCCCAUGGGCCUCCCCGGCGCGGCCGGCAUGCCUCCCAUGCCCAAUGCGAUGCCCAAUCCGUUGCAGAACGCUAUGCCCAACGCGUUGCAGAACGCUAUGCCCAACGCGUUGCAGAACGCCAUGCCUAACGCGAUGCAGAACGCCAUGCCUAACGCGAUGCAGAAUGCGAUGCCCAAUGCAAUGCCCGGGGCAAUGCCAGGCAUGUCCGCGUUGCAGUUACCACCACCUGGGAUGGGUCCGGGUCUACCCCCCGGCAUGCCGCCGGGCAUGCCUCCCGGCUUGCGGCCGCCCAACAUGCCCCAGCAAGUGCCUGGUAUGCAGCCUGAAGCGGGCAUGCCGCCGACCAACGCACUCUUGAGGUUCCCGGGAAUGCCGCCGCAGCCCAUACAAUCCAUGCCACAGCCGGGCAUGGCGCUGCCGGGGUUCCUGGGCGGGCUGCUGGCCGUGGGCGGGCUGGGCGGCGUGCCGCUGCACCACGCCCCGCCGCACCAUCAGGUGCAGCAAAGGGUGUCGGAGGUGACUAGAACCGACGACGCGAUGGACCUGGACACAGAGGAACAUAACGAUGAAGUGCCCAGUGAAAAACCACCACCGCUAUCGGACCAGCUCCAAGCUCUACUCUCAAAACCACCGCCCGGCUUCAACUCCGCCGAACCCCCCCCCACAUUCAACCUCUCCGAGCCUCCCCCCCCCGCACCCAACACGGACGACAAACAGGACGACAAGCGGGACCGGGACCGCCGGGACCGGGACCGGGAUCGGCGGGACCGGGAACGGAGGGACCGGGAUCGCGGGAAUAGGGACAGGGAAAGAGGCGGGCGGGAUCGUGAUAGGGAGCGAGGCGAUCGUGACCGCGACCGGGACCGGGACCGCGGCGGGCGGGACCGGCGCGACCGGGACCGGGACCGCGACAACCGGGACCGGUUUAACGCGCCGAAGGACAACAAUAAUAGGGAACGAAGCAGGUCCAAGUCCCCGCGCGAUCCAGGUGCGGGAGGUGAAAAGUCGUUGCAAGAACGGUUGUGGGAGAUGGCUAAUGGCAAACGUGACGAGUUCCCCCAACCGCAACAACAAGAUAACAUGGGUUUAGAAGAUAACAGAGUUGAUAGGCCGCCUCUGGAUCGAAUGCCACGACCAGGAAUGGACGGUGAUCCGAGAAUGCGAGGGCCCCGACCUGUAAGAGGGCCAUGGAUGGAGCAAGGUCCGGGCGGACCGGGAGGCCCCCCGGGUCAGGGACCGUUCGGUGCGCGGUACAACGGGCUGGGCCCGCCGCCCGGCUUCCCCGGCCCCGGGCCGCGCUUCGAGCGCCCGCCCUUCAACCGCAUGCCUUUCGACGGCCCCGCCCGGCCCCCGUUCGACGGCCCGAGGCCCCCAUUCGACGGCCCGAGGCCUCCAUUCGACGGUCCGCGCCCGCCGUUUGACGGCCCGAGGUACGACGGCCCUCGUCCUCCGUUUGACGGUAACAGGCCUCCUUUCGACGGCCCGCGGCCCCCGUUCGACGGUCCGCGCCCGUUCGACGGCCCGCGACCGUUCGACGGACCGUUCGACGGCGAAGGUCCCUUCGACGGCCCGCCAGAAUUCUUCAACAGACGCUUCGAGGACCGAGAGUUCAACGACCGGGGCUGGAACGGGGAUCGCGACUGGAACGAUCGCAGAAACGACUGGGACGACCGCCGGCGCGACAGGUUCCGGGACAAGGACCCCGAGGACAGGUUCGACAGGAACAGGAACGACAGGAGGAGAAACGUUGACGAUAGGAACGAUCGCGACCGCGACCGCAGUGACCGUGACCGCAGUGACCGGGACAAGAGUGACCGGGACAAGAGUGACCGGGACAAGAGUGACCGGGACCGGCCUAAGAGGGAAGAGCGCUCGCGCGCCGAUCGGCAGAAAGACAGGAAGUCUAGAUGGGGCGCCGCGGAGGAAUCGAAGGAAGGGACUUCUACAGAGGCCGCGGAGGCUCCUAAUGACACAGAAGCCCCUAAAGAGGUCAGCACGGAGCAACCUGAACAAAUGGACGUUCGUUCUAGUCAGGAACAAAAUGUGGAAACUAAAGAACCAGCAAGGAAUCAAAUACCGGAAGCUAGAGAACCAGCGAGUGUAUCUGCGGCAAUGGAAACCGAGAGUACAAUAGAUAGAGAUCAGGAGAUAGAACAACCAGUAGAAAUAGAGACAAAGCAAUAUGAAGAAGUGCCUGAGUCUCAGAGCUUUGAUGAUAUUCAUCAAGCGGAAGAACCUGCAAACUUAGAGACUCGAGAAAGUUACGAGGAAAUGGUAGAGGCUCCAAUAGACGACCCGAGAGAAGAAACUAGAACAUUUGAAACGGCACCAGCGAGCGAAGCUACAGAAACGCCAGAUUUAUAUGACGCAAAUGACGCAGUAGACACUAGCUUCUCUAUAGCACCGGAACAAAAAGAAACAGAGAAUAGAAUAGAAUCUACAGAGACAGAGAAUAGAAUAGAGUCUACAGAGACAGAGAAUAGAAUAGAGUCUACAGAAGAGACCAAAAGUGAGGACAUUUUCGAGCCAGCCAAAGGGGAGCCUUGACAGCGCCGAAGAUGGAAAUCGGGCUAUUUCCAGUGGAAUUGAUUCGGGGACGUGGCGGACUUUCCGACUAUGGUGUAUUCCGUCUUAUUUGGUAAGAAUUUCUAAACUUACUGUGACUGUAGAUAUUGAAAUUUGAUUUCGGAAUGAUAUUUCUAUGACGGAUAAUUUAGUUUAAAUUUUAAUUAUUCGAUUCGUUUUUGUUAUAAAAUAACGGUAAAUAUUU
This is a messenger RNA of Cydia amplana, 6092 nucleotides long. RefSeq lists its product as uncharacterized. The transcript has 30 exons. Gene Ontology annotation, molecular function: RNA binding. Bases 152 to 5869 code for a protein of 1905 amino acids. Gene Ontology annotation, cellular component: nucleus. Lineage: Eukaryota; Metazoa; Arthropoda; Insecta; Lepidoptera; Tortricidae. The record is from RefSeq and is a predicted model, not a curated record.